Molecule: messenger RNA, 2763 nt
Organism: Cyanidioschyzon merolae strain 10D
Lineage: Eukaryota; Rhodophyta; Bangiophyceae; Cyanidiales; Cyanidiaceae
Product: ATP-dependent Zn protease FtsH2
Exons: 1
Coding region: 1-2763 (920 amino acids)
Biological process (GO): mitochondrial protein processing; protein-containing complex assembly
Cellular component (GO): chloroplast thylakoid membrane; m-AAA complex
Molecular function (GO): ATP hydrolysis activity; ATP binding; metalloendopeptidase activity
Source: RefSeq, a predicted model, not a curated record
AUGAAAGGUUACGCGCCUUCGAGCUACCGAUUUCUUCAUUACAUCGUAGGUCGUGUCGGAGGAUCGACUGGGAGGCGAUUCUGUAACUGGGAAUGGAAAGCGUUGUUGACGCCUGGUUCCGCGGUUCAGACCCCAGUGCUGGGCCGGAAAUCUUUGCCUUCCUGCGUGGCGUUGCUCAGUACUUACCGUGGACUGAUCAGAAGUGUAGCAUGCAGCGAGCACUUGCAACAAAAUGCUGGAAUUCUGUCUGGAAUGCUCGGGUAUCGGGGCUUCGGUCGCUUUGAGCGAGGGGCUACUCCGAGUCGCAACGCACCAGAGGAAGAUAUUCAUCCCGGCAAGCAGUCCACAAAGAGCUCGUCCUCUAGUUCAGGAAGCACCUCAGAUUCAAAAUCCCAAACUAAUGCUCAAGGUGAAAACUGGAAGGGUAGAAAGCCAGAGUCAAACGGCGGCGAGCCACAGCAACCUUUCGAUAUCGGUUGGCUGUUCCAGUUGCUGCUGGCGGGUGGAAUCUUUUACGCACUCAACUCGGGCGAGGGAAACGAUUCGUCAGGCAGCGGCACAGGUAUGCGACGUGAGAUUAACUUUCAGCAGUUUGUGCGAGAUUUGUUAGAGCCUGGUCUUGUCGAUCACUUGGAAAUCGUGAAUCGCCAGACAGCAUACGUUUACGUGAAACAAACUUAUCAAGGCGAACCGUCGAAGCGUAGUGCCGGAAGUCGACAAACAGCUGAAGAUGUUGUGCUUGAUACCGGGGUGGAUCAACCCCAGCGAGACGCCCUAUGGGAGACAAGCGCGCAACCACAGCUCACUGGCGAGGAUUACUCUGGCUCAGAAUCACCACCAGCUGCCAUCCGCCGGCCACGAGGAGAUGGAGUUAGCGACUCCAAGAGACUCAACAGGCCAACUGUCAUGUAUUACUUCACGUUAGGUUCUGUGGAAUCGUUUGAAAGAAAGUUGGAACAGGCGGAGAAAUCCCUAGGAAUCGAUCCAAUACCAGUCGUGUAUCGGUCCGAAAAUGCGGGCAUGUUCGGAGAGCUACUGAGAUUACUACCAACGCUGAUCAUUCUGGGACUUGGAUAUGCGCUGUUUCGCAACUCUUUCUCAGCGUUAUCGGGACCCGGAGGUGCUGCAAGAAACAUCUUCCAAGUAGGGAAAGCGAAUCCCACGGUGAUCAAAAAAGGUGCCAAAGGCAGCGAGCGUGUAACCUUUGCAGAAGUUGCUGGCCUUGAUGAGGCUAAGAUGGAGGUCAUGGAGCUUGUCGAUUUUCUGCGGGAUCCCAAGAAGUACAAGGAUCUGGGAGCAAAGAUUCCGAAAGGUGCGCUUCUGGUGGGCCCACCUGGAACAGGUAAGACGCUUUUAGCAAAGGCGGUUGCCGGUGAGGCAGAUGUACCGUUCUUCUCUAUGUCCGGUUCAGAUUUCAUUGAGAUGUUUGUCGGCAUAGGGCCGUCGCGUGUGCGUGAUUUGUUUGCGCAGGCUCGACAGAACGCACCCUGCAUCGUCUUUAUAGACGAGAUAGACGCAGUGGGAAGAGCGCGCGGUCGCGGUGGUUUCGGUGGUGGCAAUGAUGAACGGGAGAACACGUUAAAUGCGCUUCUAGUCGAGAUGGACGGCUUUUCUUCGCAGGAGGGCAUCGUCGUUCUCGCGGGGACAAAUCGGGUCGAUAUCCUCGACAAAGCACUGCUGCGCCCGGGGCGCUUCGAUCGUCGUAUCAAUAUAGACAAACCCGACAUCAAAGGUCGCUUCGAAAUUUACAAGGUACACCUGCGGAAGAUCCGCAUCGCAUCCAGUGCUGGCGGUGUCGAAAACGUUGCUAAGAGACUCGCAGCCUUGACACCUGGCUUCUCCGGUGCAGAUAUUGCGAAUUCGUGCAAUGAGGCUGCAUUAAUCGCCGCUAGAGCGAACAAAGACAGUGUGGAACUUGCUGACUUUGAGUCCGCUAUCGACCGAGUCAUUGGCGGUCUCGAGAAGAAAAAUUUAGUAGUUCUUCCUGAGGAGCGAGAGAUAGUUGCUCACCACGAGGCGGGACACGCAGUCGCAUCUUGGUUCACGAAGCACGCUGAUCCAUUGUUGAAGGUGUCGAUUGUGCCCAGAGGAUCCGCAGCGCUGGGUUUUGCGCAAUAUCUUCCAAGGGAUCGGUUUCUGCAAACCCGUGAAGAGCUUGAAGAUUUUCUGGUUGUCGCCCUCGGCGGGAGAGCGGCGGAAAAAUUGGUCUUUGGCCGAAUUACGACUGGCGCUCAAGAUGAUCUUGAAAGGGUCACGCGGCUGGUCUACGCUGCCAUUACUCGCUUCGGUAUGUCCAAAAGAGUGGGCACGAUAUCGUUCAACACAGAGAUGGAUAGCGAUGCACAGUUUCAGAAACCCUUCUCUGAAGAAACGGCAGAAAUCAUCGAUACAGAAGCCCGAACGAUGGUGGACAAGGCCUAUUCGCGCUGUGAAGAACUUCUUCAAGCACAUUUGAAUGAGUUGAAGGCGUUGGCAAGGCUGCUUCUUGAGAAAGAAGUUGUCCGUGAGGAUGAUCUGAUCCAAAUCUUGGGGUCAAAGCCGUUUAGAAAGGCAGUGGAUUACGAUUCUAUCGUUUCUGCGUUUGAGAAAGCUCGAGCACAGCGAGCUCCGACAGGAACAGAUCAUAACAGGAGUCCGUCGGUCAGUAAUGACAGCAGAGACGGAUCUGGCCCUACCUCCCAUGGUUCAACGAACCCUGACAGGGAAGAUCACCCAGACAAUUCUGAUGGGAUUCCGCCCGGACUUAUGCCAGAGCUUGCAUGA